Molecule: messenger RNA, 1174 nt
Organism: Trametes versicolor FP-101664 SS1
Lineage: Eukaryota; Fungi; Basidiomycota; Agaricomycetes; Polyporales; Polyporaceae
Product: COP9 signalosome subunit 6
Exons: 9
Coding region: 7-984 (325 amino acids)
Biological process (GO): protein deneddylation
Cellular component (GO): COP9 signalosome
Molecular function (GO): metallopeptidase activity; protein binding
Source: RefSeq, a predicted model, not a curated record
CGCACAAUGGCGUCCAUGGACACCGACGAACUCCCAGUCGUUCUGCCCUCCACUACGACCUCGGGUCUCUCAAUCGCGCUCCACCCGCUACCUAUCCUCAACAUUUCCGAGCAUCUCACUCGUCUACGGCUCCAGACACGAACAAGAGUGCCAUUUGUUCUCGGAGCGCUACUAGGAACACAGACAGGCCGAGAUGUCGAGAUCGUCAACACUUUCGAGCUUGCUAUGGCUGAAGACGGCGCGGUAGUAGAUCAGGACUUCCUGAUUACGCGCAAGGAUCAAUACAAACAAGUAUUCCCUUCACUCGAAUUCAUAGGGUGGUAUACAGUCGCGGAACGACCUACUGCUCGCCACAUUGCUCUACACGAACAGUUCACCCCAUACAGCUCGACGCCACUUCUCCUUAUACUCCAACCCUCAACUGUUUUUGCUGCGUCCGCGGACUCAUCAGGCCAGUCGUUGCCGCUGAAAGCUUAUGAACCAACGCUAGAGAUCCGGGACCGCAAGUCGCGUUCCGUAUUCAUCGAAGCCCCGUACAAUGUAGAAACGGGUGAGGCGGAGCGCAUCGCCGUCGACUGGACCGCGAAGGGAGGGUCCGGAGGAACUAGCUUGGAAUCACAUCUGCAAACACAACGCGCGGCCGUCAAGAUGCUCCAUGACCGGAUACUGCUCCUCGUCAAAUACGUCGCGGACGUAGUGGCAGGUGCUGCUACAAAAGACCAUGCGACCCUCCGUGCUCUCUCGGCACUGAUCGCCUCUCUCCCUGCAAGUGAGAGUACGGAAUUCAGAGAAGAAUUCGACACAGAAUACGAGGAUGUACAACUUACGGCGUACCUCGCAACACUGACCAAGUCGGCCAAUCUCUUGAACGAUCUGGUCGACAAGCACGUCGUCCUAACGUCCUCUCGAGACGAUCGCCCGAGUAUGGGUGUCCGGCGAAGAGGCAUGAUGGGACGACCCACAGACUUCGAUCGCUUCCAUUAAUCCAUCUCCGCCGCCGUUCUCCGGUGCAGCAGCCUGAGAACGCUGCCAGUGCAAUGAUGCUUGCACUAGUGUAUGUAUAACCAAUCGUCGACAAGAGUCCAGCGCCAUCCUCUGCGAUCGUCCCUUGUAUCAUGUUCUCUGUACCAAGCUAGCAAUCAUUGUCGCGCAUGCCUGAGCAUCUUUGAAUCAC